Messenger RNA from Colletotrichum gloeosporioides, 2991 nucleotides. RefSeq lists its product as uncharacterized. The transcript has 5 exons. The coding region runs from base 1 to 2991 and encodes 996 amino acids. The record is from RefSeq and is a predicted model, not a curated record. Gene Ontology annotation, cellular component: cytosol. Gene Ontology annotation, biological process: glutathione metabolic process. Lineage: Eukaryota; Fungi; Ascomycota; Sordariomycetes; Glomerellales; Glomerellaceae. Gene Ontology annotation, molecular function: 5-oxoprolinase (ATP-hydrolyzing) activity.
AUGUCUCUUUACCGUAUCGGCGUCGACGUUGGCGGCACAAACACCGAUGCCGCCAUCCUCGACAUCACAGCCCCCAGCAUCCCCGGCCGCGGUGUUCUCGCAUCUCACAAAGCCUCGACAACACCGGACAUAACCAGUGGCAUCGAGUCAGCGAUACGAGAAGUCCUGACGACGUCUGCUGUCGACCAAAAGAAAGUUCUCAGCGUCACAAUCGGCACGACGCACUUCAUCAAUGCUUUGGUCGAGGCCGACACCCGCAGACUCAGCCGUGUUGCUGUCGUCCGCCUCUGUGGCCAUUUCACGAGACAAAUACCGCCCUUCUCUGACUUCCCGUCCGGCCUGAGGAGAAUCCUAGACGGAGGAGUAUAUUACCUGGAUGGUGGGCUGGAGAUUGACGGCCGAGAGAUUGCGCCACUAGAUCAUGAGCAAAUCAGAAAAGCCACGAGAGAGAUUGUUGCUGCCGGUGUGCAGGCAGUUGCUCUCGUCGGUGUUUUCGCGCCUCUGGAUCAUGCUGGCGUGCACGAGGAGACCUGCAAAAGGAUUAUCCUGGAAGAAGCGCCGGGGCUGGACGUCGUCUGCUCUCAUGACAUUGGCCCACCUGGCUUGCUCGAGCGAGAGAAUGCCACGAUUCUCAAUGCAGCCAUCCUCAGAACAGCGCAGAAGGUUACGCGUGGCUUCAAGCGAGCAAUGGCUCGUCUGAGGCUGGCUUGCCCACUGUACCUGUCGCAGAACGACGGCACGCUCAUCGAUGCGGAUACUGCAGCGGAGUAUCCUAUCAAGACGUUCGCCAGCGGUCCGACGAAUAGUAUGACCGGUGCUGCCUUUCUUGCAGGCCUAGACAAGGUCAAGACAAUGACCACAGAUCCUUCUGGCGUCUCAGGUGCCGACGCGGUUGAACCGCAAGUCUUGGUGGUUGAUAUCGGUGGCACAACAACAGAUGUCUGCGCCCUACUUCCAUCAGGUUUCCCGAGGCAGGCCCCUGGGUUUGUCGAGGUCGGCGGGGUGAGGACGGCUUUUUCCAUGCCAGAGGUUGUCUCCAUUGGUCUGGGCGGUGGUAGCAAGGUGGGAGUGCAUCCCACAUCAGGAGACGUUACUGUUGGUCCUGGUUCGGUUGGUCACUUCCUCAUGCAGCAGUCAAGAGUGUUUGGCGGCUCCACGCUGACUGCAACGGACGUUGUCGUGGCCUCUGGCAGGGCCCAGCUCGGAGACGCCGGUCUAAUCAAAGACGUACCCGCAGAAACAAUUGAGAAGGCGCGUCAAAGGAUCAAAACCAUGCUCGAGGGUGUCAUUGAGCAGAUGAAAGUAUCUGCCGCCCCGGUGCACGUUCUUUUGGUAGGCGGGGGAGCGCUCCUCGUCACGGAGGACUUCGACGGCGUGGAAAAGUGCAUUCAGCCGAUUCACCAAGGCGCGGCCAAUGCUGUUGGAGCCGCGAUUGGUAAAAUUUCUGGAGAGGUCGACGUCAUCGAAAUUUUGGAGGGCAGAGAUGAGAAAGCUGUUGUCACAGAGACUUGCCAGAAGGCAAUCGACAUCGCUGUCCAGAAGGGAGCGGCAGCGGAUGAUGUCCGCAUUGUGGAGGUGAACAAGAUGCCAUUGCAAUAUGUCGACAACGGGGCUAUGAGGAUCCAGGUCAGAGCGGUGGGCAAGCUCUGCGUACCGGAGAGCCCUGUGUUUUCCCCAGAGAGCGGUGACACUGCUCUGGAGGAGGAACAGGAAGACGAGGCAGUGAAGGAAAGCGUGCCUGAUGCCUUGAGUUCCACAACAAAACCUUCACUCCAUGUCGAUCUUGAAGUGUAUCGACCGAAUGUGAAGGAUGGGGUUUGGUACGUUUCUGAGGUAGAUCUUGAGCUGAUUUCGACUGGAUGCGGUGUUCUGGGCACCGGAGGUGGAGGACCGACGCAUCAUGAAUUCCUCAAGAGUCUCCAGGCUUUGAGAACGAGUGCGACAGGCAAAAUGCGAAUCAUCUCGCCGAAAGCGUUGAGAGACGAGGACAUGGUCUGCUUUGGAUCGUGGUAUGGCACACCGAGCGUCAUCAACGAGAGAAUCGCUGGUGGCACGGAGAUUCCGAGUGGCAUUGACGCAGUCACCAAGAUUCUGGGAAUCAAGUCUCUCAACGGCAUUUUCAUCGAUGAGAUCGGCGGCGGAAACGGCCUGAGUAUUUUUCCUACGGGUGUCCACUACGACAUCCCCGUUGUGGACGGCGAUGCCAUGGGAAGGGCGUACCCGACGAUGUAUCAAGCCACUCUGAGUGUUUACGGCCACCCCUUGACUCCCUGCGCUCUCUCAGACGCGAGGGGCAACGUCUCUGUUGUGAUGAAUACUGAUACCCCCAUACGUCUAGAGCGCUUCUUGCGGACCGCCGCGAUUGAACUUGGCCUUGGAUGUGCUGUAUGCGCCAGACCGCUUCCCGGGUCUGCCAUCAAAUCGCAUGGCGUUCCCAAUACAGUGUCGCAGGCAUGGUACCUUGGACGCGCGGUCCAUAUGGCUCGGAGGAGGAAGUCAAGCUAUAUCGAUGCGAUCUUUGAUGUUUGUGCCGGCAAACUCCUCUUCACCGGAAAAAUCGUCGAUGUCAGACGCUAUGUCGGCGGGGGCUACACGAUGGGAAGCGUCCUUCUUGCCCCCCUCGCUGAGGAAGAGCGCGAUUCCGAUGCUCGGGGAUCCUCGAACGCCGAUCGCCAUAUGCUCAUCCCUUUCCAGAACGAGUACCUCUAUGCCGCUCUGACGGACUCUGAGGGAUCUGAACAUGAUCAAGAAGUUAUCUGCACCGUGCCGGAUCUCAUCUCCAUUCUUGGCCAGGAUGGUGAAGCGAUCGGGUCGCAAGAUCUGCGGUACGGCCUACGCGUCAAUGUAAUCGGGCUACCUGCGCAUCCCUUGUGGAAGACGGAGAAGGGAAUGCCAGUGGGAGGGCCGAAGGCCUUUGGACUGGAGAUGCCCUUUGUUGGGGUCGGGGAGUACACGGAGCCAAGGAGCGUCAUUGAGGAGUUUGCAGCGUAG